CUGCACCAAGAAAUUUUACUUUUUUAUUUUAUUUUUAUUCAAUCCUCCUCAUCGCGAAAACAAGAAAAUCAGAGUAAUGCAACCACAAGGUGAACCAUCGGGUUUAAGCUUGAGACCCGGCGGUGGUGGUGGCGGCGGCGGAAAGAGGCUUUUCGUCCCUCGUUUUAGCUCCUCUUCAUCCUUUGAUCUUACCAAUGGCGGUACCGGAGAAACCCUUAUUCCCGUCAAGAGAGAAAAUUCUGGUGAACGUUUGCGGUUUACACGAGACCAGUUGCUUCAGGUCAAACAGGAGUCGGCUCAAGUCUCUGAUGAAAUCUUGAGACGCUGUAAGGAAAUCUCAGCUGAGCUUUUUGGAGAAGAGCAUAGUUGGGGGAAUCGUGUAGCCGAGAGUAAACCAGCAAAUCAACCUCAGAAUCGUUAUACCGAGCGUGAUAACCGUGACUGGCAUAGUCGUGCGCCGGUUCCAGCCUCUGGUGGUAAAGAAUGGAUUAGGGACGACGCUAAAAAUACAUCGCAAGGGUCUGGUCCUGCUCCUGUGCUGCUUAAAGCAGAGGUCGCGUGGUCAGCUAAAAGAGGAGCUCUUUCAGAUAAAGACCGAGUUCUCAAGAACGUGAAAGGUAUUCUGAACAAGCUUACUCCGGAGAAGUAUGAGGUUCUUAAAGGUCAAUUGAUUGACUCUGGCAUCACCUCUGCUGAUAUCUUAAAGGGUGUGAUACAGCUAAUCUUUGAGAAUGCUAUACUGCAGCCUACGUUCUGCGAGAUGUACGCUCUUUUGUGUUAUGAUAUUAACGGAAAGCUCCCUUCGUUUCCGGCUGAGGAACCUGGUGGCAAAGAGUUAAACUUUAAAAGAGUCCUUUUAAAUAACUGCCAAGAGGCAUUUGAGGGUUCGGGCAAAUUGAAGGAAGAAAUUAGACAGAUGACUAAUCCAGACCAAGAAAUGGAAAGAAUGGAUAAGGAGAAGAUGGUGAAGCUCCGGACACUUGGAAAUAUUCGUCUUAUUGGAGAACUUCUGAAGCAAAAGAUGGUGCCUGAGAAGAUAGUUCAUCAUAUUGUCCAAGAGCUUUUAGGAGAAGACAGUAAAGCUUGCCCAGGAGAGGGAGAUGUUGAAGCUCUAUGCCAAUUUUUUAUAACUAUUGGGAAACAACUUGAUGAGAACCCACGAUCUCGAGGUACAAAUGAGAUGUACUUUGGUCGGUUGAAGGAUCUAGCAAAGCACCCUCAGCUAGAGCUGCGUCUUAGAUUUAUGGUCCAAAAUGUUAUUGAUCUUCGAGGUAACAAAUGGGUACCGAGGCGUGAGGAGGUGAAAGCAAAGAAGAUCACUGAAAUCCAUUCCGAGGCAGAGAGGAAUCUUGGGUUGCGUCCUGGUGCGAUGGCAAAUAUGAGAAACAACAACAAUAACCGUGCUGCGGUUUCUGGUGCAGCAGACAGUAUUGGCUCUGGAAAUAUCCUUGGCCGUCCUGGUUUUGGAGGAAUGAUGCCUGGCAUGCCGGGAAUUAUGAAGAUGCCUAUGGAUGAUGGCGGCUGGGAAAUACAACGGACACGGUCCAUGCCGAGAGGGAACAGACAAACAGUGCAGCAGCCUGGUGCACGUGUUCAGCCUCCUCCUGCUUUCAACAAGUCAGUUUCAGUCAACUCAAGGCUUCUUCCUCAGGGCUCUGGAGACCUUCUUAAUGGCGGUGGUAGAAGUGCUCUUUUGCAAGGUAACGGUUCUACCUUAGCUCCUCAAGCCUCUAAACCCAUUCCAACUGUAGAGAAGCAGCUACCACGGUCUCAACCUCAGCCACAGCCACAGCCACAGGCGGCUCCUCUGGCUAAUAGCCUGAACGCAGGAGAGCUUGAAAGAAAAACCAAGUCGCUUCUUGAAGAAUAUUUCAAUGUCCGUUUACUGGACGAGGCAAUGCAAUGUGUUGAGGAACUGAAAUCUCCAUCUUACCACCCGGAGCUCGUCAAGGAAGCAAUCUCACUCGGUCUAGAGAAAAACCCUCCGUUGGUCGAACCAAUAGCCAAACUCUUGAAACAUCUGAUCUCCAAGAACGUGCUGACAUGUGAAGACUUAGGAGCGGGUUGUUUGCUCUACGGUUCAAUGUUGGACGACAUUGGAAUCGAUCUGCCAAAAGCACCAAACAGCUUUGGAGAGAUCUUAGGGGAGUUGGUAUCAGCUAAAGUCUCGGAUGUCAAGCUUGUGAGAGAGGUUCUAAAGAAGAUGGAAGAUGAUUGGUUCAGAAAAACCGUGCUUGAUGCAGUAAUAAAGAGUGUUGGCGAGACUCCAUCAACAUCGCAGGCGGAGGAGCUCGAGGCUUGCCGGAGUCUGCUUUAAAAGAUAUAUUGGUUCUCCAUGGCGAAGUCUUAACUUGAGAGAGUAGUCUGAAUCAAUUUUUUGUUAUAAAGGUUUUUGAGUUAAUAUUUAUAUAUACUCGGAAGAUUUGGUUCAGUUUUGUUUUACUUCUCUUAUAUACUUUUUUCGUUCAUCUUGAGUUUUGAAACAUUUCAGGGUGAGAAAAGAUAAAAAAAAAGGUUACAUUUUUCA
Capsella rubella is the source of this 2527-nucleotide messenger RNA. Its product is annotated as eukaryotic translation initiation factor. Gene Ontology annotation, cellular component: eukaryotic translation initiation factor 4F complex. Gene Ontology annotation, molecular function: protein binding; translation initiation factor activity; mRNA binding. The coding region runs from base 77 to 2317 and encodes 746 amino acids. The record is from RefSeq and is a predicted model, not a curated record. Lineage: Eukaryota; Viridiplantae; Streptophyta; Magnoliopsida; Brassicales; Brassicaceae. The transcript has 9 exons.